Messenger RNA from Paecilomyces variotii, 2341 nucleotides. RefSeq names its product integral peroxisomal membrane protein. Gene Ontology annotation, biological process: peroxisome organization. The coding region runs from base 111 to 1934 and encodes 607 amino acids. NCBI's taxonomy places the organism in Eukaryota, Fungi, Ascomycota, Eurotiomycetes, Eurotiales, Thermoascaceae. The transcript is spliced from 2 exons. Gene Ontology annotation, cellular component: peroxisomal membrane. The record is from RefSeq and is a predicted model, not a curated record.
GUGCUAUUGGAUGGCAGCUCUGGGUAUUGUCCCUGCGAACUCCCUUGGCCACAAGAUCCUAAAGAUGGCGAGCAUACUGACUCUCCUCAGACUCCCCGUGGCUAGAUUCCAUGUCCUCUUUUUCCUACGCGCAGGAUGAAGGAGCGCAGUCUGCGCAUGAUCCGAACCCGCCAACCGUCGCAGCGUUCUCUCCGACGACCAUCUCCGGCUCUUCGAUCACGUCCAGGCAGCGCUCCAGCAUAAUCGUCCAUCGCAAGUCUCCUUUACUCGUCGCAACUCCUCCUCCAGUCACGCGAGCGCUAGCAUAUUCCCAUCCUUUCAUCCUACCCUUGAAUAAGUUGGUUGGCCUGCUGUCAUGGAGCACCGGAGAUCCGUGGGAGAGCUUCCUACUGGUGGCCGGGUUCUGGGCCCUUGUUCUCUAUGGGGAUGCGAUCAUCUUAUGGGCAGGUCCGAUCAUAGUGGUGAUAGGAUUGAUGCUGGGCCUGUACUCGAGACGAUACUCGCCUCUGUCAUCGACAGGGCUCACGGGCGAGAAGCAUAGUCAUAAAAGGGCGACGUCGGAAGUGUCGACUCGCCAUCACAAGAGCUUGGAUGAGAUUGUGGAGACGAUGAGAACAUUCACUACCAGGUGCAAUAUCUUGCUCGAACCCCUACUGGAGUGGACGGACUUUUUAUCAACGCAACGGACUCCUACCUCGGCGACGACCCGGCCGGCCCUGACGGCCUUAUUCCUGAGGAUUCUCUGCGUCACCCCGAUAUGGAUCUUGCUGACGCUCCCUCCUUUCUAUAUUAUUACAACUCGACGGGUCAUUAUGAUCUUCGGAACUAUUAUUCUUACCUAUCACUCGCGACCAGCAAGGGUGUCUCGGGUUAUCUUGUGGAGGUCUUUGAUGGUCCGUCGCAUUUGCUCCAUUAUCACGGGACUGCCCUUUUCAAUCGAUGGAAAGGCCCGGCCCAAGGGUUCUGGGUCCACACAUAGCCACGGCCGUGCUACCGACAUUGCAACAAGGCGCAGCAGUGCUUCUGGCAUCCGCUUUACCUUUAUUCUGUACGAGAACCAGCGGCGCUGGCUUGGUAUCGGAUGGACCUCCUCUCUCUUUUCGUAUGAGCGUGCACCUUGGACGGAUGAACACUUGAAUCCGACACCUCCCAAGGAUGAAUUUGAGCUACCGCAAGUCCAAGGAGGAACUGCACAAUGGAGGUGGGUGGAAGGAAGUGAGUGGAAGAUUGAAGGAGCCGACAAGGGUGAGGAUUCCAAGUCGUCUGACGGCGGUGGCUGGAUCUAUUACGACAAUAAGUGGAACGACGGGCGCCGCCAAGAUGGCUGGGGUCGAUAUACGCGUCGCCGCAAAUGGUACCGUGAUGCAGAACUGGUAGAGAUAGCACCGGAAGAAAAUGGACCAUCGUCAAGCGCAGCAGAGGCAGGCAGUUCUUCUGCAACUUUAACCAGCGGAGAUGGUGCGGGGGACGACGCUGAGACGAAGAGCAAUGCUCCAUCGAGCGCUUCUAAAGCACGAAAAAGACGUUGGUUUAGCGGUUCCAAAGGAAGCAAUAGCAAUACGAGUUCAUCUAAUUUACCGCAGAAUGACGCCCCUUCUUCCACCGCUACGGCAGAUUCCACACCCAACGCCAGUGGAAAAGCUUCUUCCCGACCGAUAUCCUUCAAGGGCUCCUUCCGCAACCCCUCUUUCAACAAUGUAGCGACCAGUUUCGGGAGCAAUAGCAGUGCAUCCGGGCGCAGUGGAGGCAGUCUACGCAGGAGUGGCAGUGGGGCAGGGACCGCAGAGUCAAAUGAUAGCGCAAGCAUCAGAAAGAGGGAAAUUGAAGAAUCCCAGAACCGUCUAGAUAGAUGGGGUGCUCGAGCCACGGCAGCGACAGAAAGAGCAGAGCGGGAAUUGGGACUCGGCGACGACGCCAACAUGGGCUUGAGCUGAUUCAAAUCGGUUGGGAAAUUCAUUGUAACGGCGUACUGUGGGUGGGUUUUGCGAUAGCAAUGGAAACAAGGACACGGUCAGGUCACCGGGUAUUGGUCUAGCCUAAUCAUUGGCAGGUUUAUCUCACUGUUCGGGAUACUGCAUCCAAUAUUAUUAUUAUUACGUGCAUUCCAGAGGUUCUCUAAUGCUUCUGAUAUUUCUAUUUCGCGUUUUUCUACACUUUUGACGCAAAGGACAAAAAGGACUUCCAUUUCUGCGUAACCUGGGAGCCAUCCAGAUAUCUCUCUCGCUAUGCAUGUAAUACUGAAGGAAGAGAGACCACUGCCUAGAGUAGAGGUACACCUAUCUAUACAACCGAGUAGAAUGGAGUCUGAAAUGACCCAGUGAAGAUGACCGAGAGAUCAAAC